AUGUCAUCAUGUACUAUCAAUCCAUUGAAAGUUACUCAAUUUCAUGGAAGUAACAAAGAUGCCUACCCCUCCUCAUCCUCUUCCACCUGGCCAUCUUCACCUUUAUUUCCAAUUCGAGUACUUUUCUCCAAGCAAGCCGAUUACUCGUUUGUCCACAUCGCUGUUCCAUUAAAUGGUAAUCGAUUCACAAUCAAAUCCACCACUUUUACACCAAAACAACCACUAGUGGUUUGGCCUUAUAUGAAUAGUACCCGGGUUGCUGAGAAGAUCAAGCGAAUUUGGAGAACUACGGAGUUUAAGUUGACCCACGGUACUAUUGUCGCGAGAGAUUUCAUGACACUGCCCAACACUGAAUUUAAACCUUUGCCUUAUAAGAGACUGUCAAGAAUGAGGUGGCCACUUAGUUAA
Rodentolepis nana is the source of this 408-nucleotide messenger RNA. The record is from the annotation of a GenBank genome assembly. Lineage: Eukaryota; Metazoa; Platyhelminthes; Cestoda; Cyclophyllidea; Hymenolepididae.